Coturnix japonica (Japanese quail) is the source of this 988-nucleotide messenger RNA. The record is from RefSeq and is a predicted model, not a curated record. Lineage: Eukaryota; Metazoa; Chordata; Aves; Galliformes; Phasianidae.
AUGGCUACUGCCAACCCAAGUGCAGCCAUGCGCCUGUCCGGCGUGGCGGCGGUGCCAGGCGUCGUGUGCUGUUCAGGCAGCGAGGAGCUGCGGCUGGUGGAUGGUGGUGGGCGCUGUGCCGGUCGGGUGGAGGUGAAGCAUGAGGGCGAAUGGGGCUCCGUCUGCAGCUACAACUUCCAGUGGGGCAUGCGAGAUGCCAGUGUGGUGUGCCGGCAGCUGGGCUGUGGCACGGUGGCCCAUACGUCCCCAUAUUCCCCAUUUGGGAAGGGUAAGGGACGCAUCUGGCUGCAACUCUACUUCUGCAAUGGCAAUGAGGCCACCCUACAGGACUGUCCCCACUUCGGCUGGGGCACCCAUUUCUGUGGCCACGAAUGGGAUGUUGGGGUGAUCUGCUCAGGUAAGGUGGGUGUCUGCAAGGAUGCAGCCUCCGAGGCUGUGUAUGAGGAGCUUGACUACAACUUGAUUCCUGAGUACCAGGAGGUGCCCAGCCGCACAGGUUCCCUGUCCCAGGGCUCAGGGAAAACAGCAUCAGAUCACAGUGGGGAUGGUGCAGAGGAGAGUGACCUCCAGGUGUCCCCAGAGUCCCCUGCCCAGCCCCAGCACAGCCCCUCGCAUGGCUACGAUGAUGCUGUGGCUGUGCCGGAGGCGUCUCCCUCUCCCCACCCCGGGGAUGACCCAGCACAGCCCCUCGAGGACACGGGCUAUGAUGAUGUUGGUGUCAGCACCCUGGGAACAUCGCUGUGAGCAAACUGUGGGGACAUGGCUGGAACUGGGACCUGUGUGCCCUGUGAGGGGUGGUUCUGGCCUUGGUAUCAUCACCUCUCCCAGCCUGGUGCACAGAACAGCAGCAAAAUGCUCCGUUCUCCUUCCUGAAGCUGGGACGCAGAUCGUUUUUUGUUGUUGUUGUUGUUGUUUGUUAUAAAUUGUUUUUCUGUAACUCUUUCCUUAUGAGUAUUUCUUCCUUAUUAAAACUCCAAGACUAUGUGGA